Molecule: messenger RNA, 4620 nt
Organism: Etheostoma spectabile (orangethroat darter)
Lineage: Eukaryota; Metazoa; Chordata; Actinopteri; Perciformes; Percidae
Gene: slc1a4
Product: solute carrier family 1 member 4
Exons: 8
Coding region: 178-1767 (529 amino acids)
Biological process (GO): L-serine transport; L-glutamate transmembrane transport
Cellular component (GO): plasma membrane
Molecular function (GO): L-threonine transmembrane transporter activity; L-aspartate transmembrane transporter activity; symporter activity
Source: RefSeq, a predicted model, not a curated record
GUGUCGUCGCUCAUUCUCCAUUGGCUCUCUCUCCACUCUGCACUCAGCCUUCACACACCAGACCAGCCUUCACACAGCUGAGUGCGUGCGCCCAACGUGUGUGUGUGCGUGUGUGUGCAUCCAACCAACCUGCCUGGACCGGACUGAGCUUCCCACGCCGCUCCAAAGAGGAAAAAGAUGGAGAAAAAGAGCGCGAUCAACGGGCACAUGCCCAGCUCGGCGUCCACCGAUCGGAUCCUGGAGAAAAGCGCGCGGAAGAGCUUCAGGGAGAAGCUGAUGGAGUUCCUGGGAAAGAACCUGCUGGUAAUCAUGACGGUUUCGGGGGUGCUGGUGGGCAUCGGGCUCGGGAUGAUGGUCCGAAAAAUGGACCUGACCAAGGCGCAGAUGACCUACUUCGCCUUCCCCGGAGAGAUGCUCCUCCGGAUGCUGAAGAUGAUCAUCCUGCCCCUGGUUGUGUGCAGCCUCGUGUCCGGCGCCGCCAGCCUGGACACUCGCUCCCUGGGCAAGCUGGGGGGCAUCGCGGUCGCCUACUUCCUGGUGACCACGCUGAUCGCCUCUGGGAUCGGGGUGGCCCUGGCUUUCAUCAUCAAACCCGGCGUGGGCGCCGGAGCCCUGAACACCAACAGCCUGGGGCUGGAGAGCGUCAGCAGCAACAAGGAGACCGCGGACUCCUUCUUAGACCUGGCCAGGAAUUUAUUCCCAGCAAACUUGGUGGCUGCUGCUUUCCGUUCUUAUGCCACUGACUACAAGAUGGUUGCUGUAGGGAACGACACCAAUGGGACCGCCCUCUAUCAAAAGGUGCCUAUUGGUACAGAAGCAGAUGGCAUGAACAUCCUAGGUCUGGUGUUGUUUGCCAUGGUGUUUGGAGUGGCGCUUAGGAAGCUGGGAGAUGAGGGAGAAGAACUCAUUCGUUUCUUCAACGCUUUCAACGAGGCCACCAUGGUGCUGGUGUCCUGGAUCAUGUGGUACAUCCCUUUUGGCAUCAUGUUUCUGGUGGGCAGUAAGAUUGUGGAGAUGGAAGAUGUGGUUCUUCUGGUCACUAGUCUGGGAAAAUACAUAUUUGCUUCAAUCCUGGGCCACAUUAUCCACGGAGGCAUCGUCCUGCCACUAAUCUACUUUGGCUUCACACGCAAGAACCCCUUCAGUUUCCUGUCAGGCCUCAUCACGCCCUUCACCACUGCCUUCGCCACCUGUUCCAGUUCAGCAACUCUUCCCUCUAUGAUAAAAUGUGUGGAGGAGAACAAUGGUGUGGACAAACGCAUCAGUCGCUUUAUCCUUCCCAUCGGGGCCACUGUCAACAUGGACGGGGCGGCCAUAUUCCAGUGCAUCGCUGCUGUUUUUAUCGCUCAGCUCAACAACGUUGAUCUGAACGCUGGACAGAUCUUUACCAUCUUGGUGACAGCCACAGCCUCAAGUGUCGGUGCAGCAGGCAUCCCGGCCGGUGGCAUCAUUACCAUCGCCAUUAUCCUGGAGGCCAUUGGCCUGCCGACCAACGACCUGUCCCUCAUGCUAGCUGUUGACUGGAUUGUGGAUCGUACCACCACGGUGGUGAACGUGGAGGGCGAUGCUCUGGGUGCUGGAAUCCUCCACCACAUCAACCAGAAGGAGAUGACGAAGCAGAAGGAGCAGCAGCAGCCGCAGGAGGAAGGGGAACUGGCGGAGGUCCUGGUGGAGGUGGUGGCCAAAGUCCAGGCGGAGGAGGAGAACUCGCCGUACAUCAUUCACCAAACCAAAGCCAUGCCUGAAGCCAUUGAGUCGGUCCUGUGAACUAAGCGAGACUUUUUCUCUUGCCCCCUGACCUCUCAAUACUUCUGAUGUUGCUGCUGACCGGACACCAUUCUGACUCAGUAUACAUUAAAAAAAAAAAAGGUCCCUGAUGGUUUCUCUUUUGAGGAAAAACAAAGUGCCAUAGUAGCAGUCUGCAUAGAGCAUUGACAGACUCACUGUAUCUAGUGCGGCUGUUGGCACUCAAUGGUCUCAAUAACUGGGUUCCGUAAAACAUUCCCAUACAUGUUGAUUUGUCUGAUGUACUGUAUGAAAUGCUCAUGGCCAUACUUUUUACAUUAGAAGUCAACGUGUCUCACGUAUGAUUCAUCAUAACUGAAUUACCUGUUCGAAAAGCCUUCUGUUAUGUAAUUGCAUUUUAUUUGUUUACUUUAAUUUGUUUGACAUUUGUAGCUUAAUAGUAUUAGGUCCCAGUGUUAAAGUUUUUGUGUCAUUUAGAGAGAGGUUUACCAGGUGUGGCCAGGCUUUUAGGCAGUUGCUGACCAUCAGCAUUAACAUUUCAAAUGACAGUUUGAGAAUUUGGGCUCAUGCAAUAUGUUUAUCCAGUGACACAAUGGCCCAGUACGGUAAAGCAUUUUGAACAUUGAACCAUUUCAAAUGGUGUUUGCAUUGCAUGACGGCCUGAAUACCCAUUGAAUACGUGCUACCCUGAUACAUCCUAUUCAUGCUUGAGUAAACAGAACAUUGGGAUUAUUGACAUAACCAUGGAAAAGACUUCACAAAAAGCCAACUCAAACAUGAUAAGGUACAUCUUAUUAACAACAUUAUCAUUAUCAGCAUUUUCCAAGCACGCUCCUCUAAUGUUGUAAUGACAGCAGUUUAUAGUUGCUUUCCAAUUUGUUCUUUGAGUCUGUGUGUUAACAAUGGCUACACACUGAACAGCCAGCCGUCUCAGCUAGCUAGCUAGCUCUCAAAAGUUGCAAAAUGCGUCAGCAGUUUUUGAAUUAGGCAAGUUAGCUGUUCAAACGUCUGUGUUGGCAUCUUUCUUAUCUAUUUGUUACAAAAUCAAUUCUAACAAUACAUUAACAAUAUGAUUUAUUUAUAAACGUAGCUAGUAUAUUUGUUUACUAAUUGCUUUUGAGAAAUACGUUCCCAAGGAGUCGAAAUAAGCUAGUUUGUUUUGGGCUUUCUUUGCUAGCUAAUGGGUAACAGGGUAAAGGUAAAGGUAAAGGUAACAUAUAAGUUAGCUUUGAUUAGUGCUCAAAUUUUUAGCUAAUGUUUGCUUAGCUAAUAUAUCAGGUGUUUAGGCUAUGUCGUGGUUAGCUGACCUGAUAUUCGAGUUAGCUAAAAAUUGUAACAAACUUAACACAUAGUAUGAAAAGAUUGAAGUAUGGACAAAAAGAUUAGCUCCCAGGCAAAACCGAAAAGAAAUGCACAUCAUGAAAACACUCCAGUCUCCCAUUAAUUGAAGAAAAUGUAUUCAAUGUAUGGUUGUUAGUAAGGUCAGUAGUUUAUGAGGAAUUCACUCAAAAAUCAAAGCUUCAUCAAAUGAUAACACACAAAUACUGGAUCAAAAUGCAUGAUGAGUUCAUAUCAAACUGAAUACUGUCUCAUGAUUUUGUGAAGCCAUCCUUUGAUUUUAGAGUGUCAUUUCUUAGUAACCUGGAAGUUAUAGGAUGUGUGUUAGUAUCUGUAAUUUAAUCAUUUUAAAAACUAAAGUGAUCAGUUCAUGUCACAGGUCCUGGCUUUUCACCAAAACAUUGACUAUUUUUAAUUCAGUCUGUGUGAUCAAUGAUAGUCCUGCUGUUGUUGCUAAAUCAUUAUAAAAGGAACAUUGGGCAUUGCCAUUAUCAUGGCUAUUUUUUAAAGCGUAGAUUUUCCUUGAUCUAGGGAUAAAAUUGUAAGACUGGAUUUGUGCCAUUGUUGAUAUGGUAUGGUUUGGCAUGAAGAAAACUACCAAAUAUCUGAUGGUUUAGCAAUAAAUGUCUCCCUUUAAGGUGCAGGACUUGACUGACAGACUGAGCCUGUGCUGUCCUCUAGUGGUGUCAGGCAUUAAUGUAAAAGUAGUAAACAGGCUGAUCUCAAAGCUUGGUUGAACCAGUUUUUUUUCUGUCUGAAAUACUUUAGAAUAGAUAAUUCAGCUUGCUUUGUUGAAUGAUAACUGUGGUAGUUAUUUUAUUAUUAAUUAUUUAUUUAAACAUGCAUAGGGAACAACUGGUGAUGAGACAGCUCCGGGAGUCAUUUGAUGUUAUGCUGUAUUUUAAAGUGAAGACCAAUAAGAGGUGAAGGAACAUCAUGUAUGUGAACAUUAGCUUAAUGCAUGUUGCUGUGCCCUAAUGUCUGAGAUGCUCAUUUUGACGUAGUGGUGGUGGUGCUAUUUUUUGUUUUGGGAUCCUGGUGUGUAUGUUGUAACUGUCUGCUAUGAAAAAGUAAAUUAGUAUGUUUGAACAUUUCAUACACAUCAUUUGUUAGUUACCAGAUGUCUUUUUCUAAGCUAACACUUGCUCUGUUAGCGUAAAGCUUUACAACUAGAUUUUGUUGAGUUUUUCUGGUACAAUCACAUGCAGUUACAUUAUAUAUGUACAAUAUAUAUAUUACAUAUUAAUUUAUUGUGAUUGUUUAAACUUUUUUGUUUUAUUUGUACUUGCCUCCUUUUAACACUUUCUGAUUGUCAAGUUUUGUAUUAUGAUAACAUUUUUAAUGAACUCUCCUGCCAGUGUUUUUGAUAACCUGUUGCUAGAAAUAUACUUUAAUUUCAGGUUUUUUUGUUUAGGAAUAGCUGCUUUCUUGCCUGUGCCAUGUCAAUGUCUAACACUGUCCAGCUGUUUCUUUGCUGUUGAUCCUGCUGUCUGUCAACAUUAAAGGUGAUACAGUACAUUUUUCAUGCAACCCAAA